AUGGAUCUCAAGACCUUUCACGUCCACGCGAGUAGGGUUCCUGCAUGCUUAGACAAAUCUUUUAAUCCCUGGUGUAUUGCAGCAACUAAGACACUGAACAGAGGUAUUUCCGAGUUCAUUGUCAUGGCUGCCGACACUGAGCCUCUUGAAAUCCUUCUUCACCUUCCACUUCUCGCUGAGGAUAAGAAUGUGCCUUAUGUUUUUAUCCCAUCCAAGCAAGCUCUUGGUCGUGCAUGCGGAGUUACGAGACCUGUAAUUGCUUGUUCUGUGACAAGCAAUGAGGGAAGCCAGUUGAAAUCUCAAAUUCAACUGUUGAAGGAUGCCAUCGAGAAGCUUUUGAUCUAAAUAUGAGAAGCCUUUUCCAGUGUGAUGGGCCUCUGGAUGAACAUUGAGGCUUUGACUGAGCUUGAGUUCCAAAUCAGGGGAUAAUUUCUCUGUUUGGUUGGGUUUUUUCACUUACUUAUGUCGUGUUCCAUGUAUACUUACUACGGCACUUAAAAAUGAGAGAACUUAUUUUGCGAGUUGUAAUGCUAUUUACCGAGUGAACUUUAUGAUACUACAAGAUUAGCUGUUCAAUUUAACUUAGCCUCUGUUUGGCU
Messenger RNA from Olea europaea var. sylvestris, 599 nucleotides. RefSeq names its product NHP2-like protein 1 homolog. Gene Ontology annotation, biological process: mRNA splicing, via spliceosome; ribosome biogenesis; maturation of SSU-rRNA. The record is from RefSeq and is a predicted model, not a curated record. Gene Ontology annotation, cellular component: box C/D methylation guide snoRNP complex; precatalytic spliceosome; nucleolus. Lineage: Eukaryota; Viridiplantae; Streptophyta; Magnoliopsida; Lamiales; Oleaceae. The coding region runs from base 1 to 345 and encodes 114 amino acids. Gene Ontology annotation, molecular function: RNA binding. The transcript is spliced from 4 exons.